This is a messenger RNA of Amphimedon queenslandica, 2017 nucleotides long. RefSeq lists its product as uncharacterized. Gene Ontology annotation, molecular function: protein binding. The record is from RefSeq and is a predicted model, not a curated record. Gene Ontology annotation, biological process: signal transduction. The transcript is spliced from 12 exons. Bases 140 to 1750 code for a protein of 536 amino acids. Lineage: Eukaryota; Metazoa; Porifera; Demospongiae; Haplosclerida; Niphatidae.
UGAAGAGCUAACAAUACUCAAUCAUUUACCUUGCCACACAUGGCAUGAUCUUGGUCUUCAGCUAGGACUCUAUCAUCUUGAACUAAAAGACAUCAAUGAAGAUAGUAAUGGAGACUCUAAGAAGUGCUUCAGACAGUGUAUGUCUGCCUGGUUAAGAGGAGAAGAUAAAGUGAGAGAGAAAGGAGGUCCCAGUUGGUCAUCAUUAGCUACAGCACUGGAUAAAGAAGGAAAGCAUCACAUUGCCACUAACAUUAGAAAUAAAUAUUGUCUUGAUAUUAAGGAAGUGGUUGAACUAACUGAAGAAUUCAAGACACGAUUGACUACAGUAAAACUAGAGCCAACAAUUCAAAAUGACAAACCAGCUACUAAUUACUCACCCACACAGAUCAAUCAAUCCAAUGAUGAUCAACAAAAAGGAGCUGAAGUAUCAUUUAAAAGUAUACCUGCUACGAGACCCACAGUGCAACCCACUGAAUUAGAUGAACUUAAAGGUGUACAUGUUGCUGCAAAGAAUUCAUUCCUUAUUCAUGGUGGAUCUAUCCAGUCAGUUCAUUGGGAGGAAUAUGGUAUAAGGAUAACAAUACCACAAGGAGCAGUGCUACCCUCUGAUACUGUACAGAUCACCAUCGCUGCUCUUGUAGGAGGAGAUUUUAUAUUCCCAGAAGACACUGAGCUUGUUAGUGCAGUAUAUGCUAUAAGCCUCUCCAAGUCUUUUGCUAAACCUGUUAAACUGGAGAUACAGCACUGUGUCUCCAUAGAAACAGUUUCUCAUUGUAAAUACCUUAGUUUUGCCACUGCUCCUAGUGAUAAAGCACCUUAUCAGUUUAAACUUGUGAAUGGAGGAAAUUUUGUACCUAAUGGUGGCUAUGGUAGCAUUUAUGUCUCUGAAUUUUGUUUGUGGAGUCUAAUACAAUAUGUACGUACAAGCAUCUCAUAUCUCUCAUCUCUAACUAAUAAAUCAUACUAUGGCCAAGUGAUGCGUGAGGAGAGGAGGCCAGGAAGGGAAUGGUUAAUAAAGUUUUUACUCUGUAAAGAUCUUAAUGCACUAAAGGAGCAUAUUAACAAAGAAUUCAAGAAUAAUGAAAAAACUAAUGAUCUAUGUUUUUUAUUUGAAGAGGAUAAUGGAUACCCUGGCAUUGAGUUUUGCUUUGAUAAACCAUGUCCUAAUGGUUGGUCAGUUAAACCUUAUGACACUCCAAUAAAAGUUAGUCAAAGUGAAAUUGAUAACUAUGGCAGCAUGUCUCCUCCUAACUUUCCACAACGCUUAAUUGAAAUCGUAGCUAAACCUGGUGAAGGUGCAGAUGGAUUGAAUCAUCCUGUAACAAUGAGAGGAAUUAAAUCUGAUAUUAAGAAAUUAAACAUUGUAUUAACAACUGUCAACACUGUGAUUCAGCAAUCACUUACCCCAAGUUUUGAUCCAGUGGACAGCCCUGCCAUCAAUCAGAGACAACUAUUAAAUACCAGUCAUCUUGUUGACAUACUUGAUAUACUAAAGAAGCAUGGAUAUUCUGGUGUCAGUUAUUAUUACCUUGGUCUUUGUCUGGGUCUGCUCCCUCGUACACUUAAUGUUAUUGAGAACGAACGUGGAGAUAUUAGUAGUCACUUCAGACUUUGUUUAGAAAAAUGGCUGCAACAAGCUGAUGAUGUAAAGAGUAAAGGUGGUCCAACUUAUGAUACAUUAAUACAAGCAUUGAGGAAGAUGGGAGAGAAUGCUGUAGCUGAUGGGAUUGAAAGAGAUAUCAAUAAUUAGUUCAAAUUAUAGUCAGACUCUCCCCUGGUCAGGGGUUGGGUCUCAGUAUCGUUGGUGGGCGUGGCUCUCCCACUGGGGACGUACCCAUUUACGUAAAGAGGAUCCUACCUGAGUCAGUGUUACAGAAAGACUCAAAGAUAAAGACUGGAGAUGAACUGGUAGCAGUUAAUGAUUUAAUAAUACAUAAUGUAACUAAGGACUAUGCUACUGAAGCUCUUACUAAUGUACAGGGAACAGUGAGACUACUACUGAUACAGGACCUAUGAA